GUGAAUGUGCUGCUGUUGCUACACAGAGACCUGGGCAGCUCAGGUGUUCUGUGCUUAAAUCACACUGAUUUUUAACUAACAAGUUCCAGGAAAAGGACCUUCCAUCAGGAGAAUUGAUCGCUGCCGUUUCUUUGCUGUGUUGAAAGGGGUCUUCUCAAAGAAAUAAUGCUCCAUUCAACAUUGGCCUUGUCUCUCCUGCUAAUUGCAGUCUCUUCCAACCUUGCGAUGGCAAUCAAAAAGGACAAACGAGCACCUCAGACACUGUCAAGAGGGUGGGGAGAUGAAAUUACCUGGGUACAAACUUAUGAAGAAGGGCUUUAUCAAGCGAAAAAAAGCAACAAGCCACUGAUGGUAAUUCAUCAUUUGGAAGACUGCCAAUACUGCCAAGCACUGAAGAAAGCUUUUGCAGAAAAUGAAGAGAUACAGGAAAUGGCCCAAAAUAACUUCGUUAUGCUGAAUCUCAUGCAUGAAACCACAGAUAAAAAUCUGUCACCUGAUGGACAAUACGUGCCUCGAAUCAUGUUCGUAGACCCAUCUCUCACUGUAAGAGCUGAUAUCACAGGAAGAUACUCCAACAGGCUCUACACUUAUGAACCACAAGACAUACCAUUCUUAAUAGAGAACAUGAAGAAAGCAUUACGCCUCAUUCAGACAGAACUGUGACCAGCAACAGCGAAAUGACCGUAGCCUCAACGAGGUGAAGCUGCACUAGGAAACCAACAUUUUGAAAUAUUUUAGUUAAUCUCUCUGCCUUUACUAACAUUUUGAACUCUUACCAAGCAGAUUUGGUAUAUAAGAUUUCAGAAGACAUUUAUAUGUACAAUUUGAAGAACAAACAUAGAAAGACUAUCGUGCCCAUUUGGAAAACAAGAGGAGAAAUCUAUUAAACACUUUGAAAUUAGUUAUCUGAGUAACCGAAAGUGAUGGUUCAAGGUGCAGCAACUUUGAGCUGUAUUUCAUCAAUCCAGCUAUGACUUUAAGUCAGCUAUGACUUCUGACCAAGAGUUUUAACCAAUCUUUUUGAUGUGUAUUUGCAAUUUGUUAUACAAGUUUAUAGCUGCAUCUCAGCUCUUAAUUUUUAUUUUUAUUGCAAGAAGCUUGUAAGUCACUAGUGUAACUCUGUUUUAUGCACUUACUUCUCAUUAAAGGAAAAGAAACUUUGCUGGCAAAUCAGACAGGAAGGCUCUUCCUAUAGAUUUUGGAACAGCUUAUAUAGAAAAAAAAUCAGUGAUCUGAGCUUAGCUUUCUUCUGUAUAAUUCUUUAACUAUCAUUCUGGUAGCUGAAAACAGAACAGACAUUUCACGUUGAGCAUGUAGUCUCAAUGAGGUGAUAAUCAUCAAAUAGCAACUACAGGUUUUGCUAUAAUAAAGAUAAAGUGAAGCAAGAGCGAUGGAAGGAGAUAGUCCCACAACUCCACUCCUGAGGCUAAGUGAUGCUUGUAAAAUCUGGUAUGGGAAAAAUGAGCAGGCUUGUCCUAGCUCUUUUCAUUUAAAUAGCACUCGAGUCAUGUGAAGCUCAUCCCAGGUCACUCACUCUUUUUCUGUAGCAUCCCAACCCAGACGUCGUGGUGGCAACUUAGUGAGGGCAUCUGUACCUACAAAGUCUUCACAAAAUUUCCCCAUGAUCACCGUAUGCAAAGGUGGAUGCUUGUUUUGAGUAAAAAUCUGAAAUCAGCUGAAAUAGUUUAUUAUCCCAGCAAUGUGCUUUUUCAUUAGAGCAAGACAGUAAGCAAUUCAUCUGCAGUAAGAGCACGUAUGCUAAGUUAUGUUAUGUGCAAAGCACCAGCGUCAGUUGUUUGUGCUACCUGCCGGUUCCUAUGAUGCCAGCUGUACACACAUGUAAAAGAUGAAGGAAAGAUCUUUGCAAGACAGCUUUGCUAAUUUACAAUACCUAGUAUUAAUUUGUCAUGAAUGAGUUCCAUU
Messenger RNA from Grus americana (Whooping crane), 1923 nucleotides. RefSeq names its product anterior gradient 3, protein disulphide isomerase family member (gene AGR3). The record is from RefSeq and is a predicted model, not a curated record. Gene Ontology annotation, molecular function: dystroglycan binding. The transcript is spliced from 8 exons. Gene Ontology annotation, cellular component: endoplasmic reticulum. Bases 166 to 663 code for a protein of 165 amino acids. NCBI's taxonomy places the organism in Eukaryota, Metazoa, Chordata, Aves, Gruiformes, Gruidae.